AUUUCAACUUCCGACGUAUCACCCUCUUCACCCUCAUGUACUUCGAAGAUGUAUCGACGUCUCGUACUGCUGUUUCCCAAGGGCCGGCUAGGGUGUAACUUAUCCAAAUUUCUACAGGUUGCAUGGAACCUCGAAGCUCGGGACUUUUCUGACUCAUUCAAGCACUUAUACUACUAAAUACUAGAGGAGUUGCAUCGACUCGGCAAAGACAUUGACCAAUGGCCGGUAACAAUUCUGCCUUGCUUCCCAGCUUUACCUCUCUUGUGGCUCACCUCCAUACUCUCCUCAAUGAUAUUGAACGUGAAGUUGUUACAAACAUCGAUUCCAGAGAUCCCUCUCUCGUAUCUUCCAGCCAGGCUGCUCCGUCGUCUGGGUCGCUUCUUCGCGCAUACAGAAAAUUUGGACAACUGUGUGAUAAGCUAGCGUCAUAUGCAGCUGAUCCGUCUGAGCACAUCACUACCAUCGGAGGAGCCUUUCACGAGAGCAAUGCUCUCCAGGUCGUCUCAGAACUUGGAGUCGCGGAUGCUUUGGGGGCGCAGCAAGUAUCGUUAAGUGAACUCGCUCACAAAGUUGAUGCCGAUCCUACUCGCCUUCGCCAGUGUAUGCGGACUUUGGUAAACCGUGGUCUCUUUCGAGAGACUACGUUUGGAUCAGACAUGUUUGCGAAUAACCGAAUGUCUUCGAUUCUCUUGUCUGCCCACGAGAAGAACUUGCAUGGCUUUGUUGGUCAUUGGUGCGACGACGCAUAUCAUGCAGGUGUGCACAUCGUCCCGGCAGUAAAGACUGAGGGUGCUUCCAAGACACCAUUCGAGAUCCUGCGGGGUACAUCGAUCUGGGAAUAUUAUCAGACUCCGGAUGGAACUGCCGCCCGAGAGCGUCUCAAUAGAGCUAUGAUUGGUGCAGAACCUCUCCUCCAUGGGUCCCUCAUUUAUGGAUACGACUGGACUAAACAUGGCGAGGAGAUCACCAUAAUCGAUGUCGGAGGUGGGAUCGGAGGCGCCGGGAUCGAGUUUACGCGUCGAUUCCCUAAGAUUAAAGUGAUUAUUCAGGACAGAGCCUCCGUUCUUGAGGCUGCGCCCAAGUUCUGGGAUGAGCAUGCACCGGAAUGCAAGCCUCGGGUGACAUUUAUGCCGCACGAUUUUUUCACUCCGCAACCCGCAAUUGACUGUCAUGGGGGUCGUAUCUACUUUAUGCGAUUUAUCCUUCACGACUGGUCCGACGACGAUUGCGUCCGAAUCCUUCAAUUUAUCUGUUCAGCUAUGAAAGAAAUCUCUGACUCCCGACUUUACAUUGCUGAAGCUAUUUUAGAUGCUGAUAGUGACCGGUUCAAGUAUAUGGUAUCCAUGCAAAUGAUGACGUUGGUAGGAGCUAUGGAGAGGACGGAGAGCGAGUUCGAGGGCAUUUUGGGAAAAGCGGGUCUGAAAGUUGAAAAUAUUUGGAGAAAUCCUGGAUUUACUUCACUUAUUGAAUGUACUAUCGCUUGAAAUAGUAUGAUUUAUGCUGCAUACGCAUUACUGUAC
Desarmillaria tabescens is the source of this 1520-nucleotide messenger RNA. Its product is annotated as S-adenosyl-L-methionine-dependent methyltransferase. Gene Ontology annotation, molecular function: O-methyltransferase activity. The coding region runs from base 219 to 1484 and encodes 421 amino acids. The transcript has 4 exons. NCBI's taxonomy places the organism in Eukaryota, Fungi, Basidiomycota, Agaricomycetes, Agaricales, Physalacriaceae. The record is from RefSeq and is a predicted model, not a curated record.